Molecule: messenger RNA, 789 nt
Organism: Schistosoma margrebowiei
Lineage: Eukaryota; Metazoa; Platyhelminthes; Trematoda; Strigeidida; Schistosomatidae
Source: the annotation of a GenBank genome assembly
AUGCUUCUUUGUUCAGGCGGUAUUGGAUUACAUCUGUUACCGAUCCUCGUGUGUGUUCUCACCUUUGUUGCAGUCACGACUUGUUAUUUCCUCUCUCUUACACAAGACCACAUAUCACCGUAUUUUCCGUACAUCAGUGAUGCCGGUUCAAAGAUCCCAGAAAGUUGUAUUUUCGGUCAAUUAUUAAAUAUUGUUUCAGUUUUGGCAGGUUUAUGCUUCUACUCAUGGCAUAAACAUUUGUUAGAUUGUAGUCAGAAAUUUAAACAACAAUGUUAUCGUCAAAUAAGAUUGGCUAGAGUUGCCUUAUGUUUUGGUCUUAUAUGUGCAGUUGGUAUGAGUAUAGUAGCCAAUUUUCAAGAAACAGCUAUUUGGUCUAUGCAUCUCCUCGGUGCAGGUCUACUUUUUGGUGGUGGUUCGGCCUAUGCACUUGCUGUUACAUAUAUUACAUAUAAAUAUCUUGGACAUAGUCGAAUUCGGAUUACUCGUUUGGUAUUGACAUUCAUUUCUGUUUCUUCAUUUUUAUUACAACCAACAACUGGAUUAGUCGCACGUUUCAUGUAUGAUGGUGAUAAUAUUAGAAAAUGGAAACCAACUGAUCAAGGUUAUUCGUUUCAUGUAGUAAGUAGUAUGUCGGAAUGGAUUACAGCUUUAUCAUUUAUAUGCUUUAUUUUUACACUGGUAUGGGAAUUGAAAGAUUACAAAGUACAUGAAAUAAAGAUUGUUCGUCGAUGGAGUAUACUUAGUGAUGAUAAUUAUGGUAAUAAUAAUGAUGAAAAUAUGCUUUCCUAG